CUCCGUGAAUUUCAAAAUGCUCAAACAAUGGUAUUUGCCAUUGAGGAAAUCAACAAUAGAACUGAUAUUCUUCCUGGAGUCAAAUUGGGUUAUAAAAUCUAUGAUGCCUGUGGAUCAAGAGAAAUGACUACAAGAGCCUCAUUGUCCUUGGUUAAUGGCAAUAGUAAAAAGACAUCUGAAAUGUCUUGCUCCAAACCUGAUACAGUUCAAGCAAUCAUAGGACAAACGUCAUCAAGCCCCUCAAUUGCCCUUUCUACAACUGUGGGACCUUUGCGCAUACCUGUGGUUAGUCACUUUGCAACAUGUUCCUGCCUAAGUAACAAAAAGAAAUACCCAUCUUUCUUCAGAACUGUUUCUAGUGAUUACUACCAGAGUAAAGCUUUGGCAAAAUUGGUCAGACAUUUUGGCUGGACAUGGGUAGGGGCUGUCUGCAGUGAUAAUGACUAUGGGAACAAUGGCAUAAAUGAAUUCAUCAUUGCAGCUAAAGAAGAAGGAAUCUGUGUUGAGUAUUCCAAGCCAUUCUUUAGGACAGACCCCAGAGAAAAAAUUCUAAAAAUAGUUGAUUUAAUAAAGGCUUCGACCUCCAAAGUUAUUAUAGCAUUUGUAUCAUAUUCUGACAUCGGGGUGCUUUUAAAGGAAAUGGCCUCACAGAACUUGACUGGGUUUCAGUGGAUUGGAAGUGAGUCCUGGAUUUCUGAUAUGAACACAGCCAAUGCUGAAUGGCAGCAUCUUCUGAAAGGAUCCAUGGGUUUUACUAUCCCAAAAGCUCAAAUAAAUGGCCUACGGGAAUUUUUGACCAAUUUAAAUCCAGCUUCUGGUGUAGAUGCUUAUACAGAGUUGUGGGAGACAAUAUUUGAUUGCAAAUUUCCCACACAAGGCAAUGUUGAGAUUAAAAAACUAUGCAAGGGCAAUGAAAGUCUCAGUGAGGUUCAAAACCAUUAUACAGAUGUUUCAGAAUUAAGACUGGCACAUAAUGUUUACAAGGCUGUAUAUGCUGUGGCUUAUGCCCUGCAUAACAGAUAUGACUGUUCAAGGAUGGACAGUGGACAAGGGAGUCAAAGAAAAUGUGCAAACAUAACAGAUAAUAAACCCUGGGAGGUAAUGAAUGAGCUGAAGAAACUGCACUUCACCUCGUCAACUGGGGAGGAUGUAUAUUUUGAUGAAAAUGGAGACCCAGCAGCCAGGUAUGAACUACUGAAUUGGCAACAAGGAAAAGAUGGUAAUAUAGUGUUUGUUAAAGUGGGCUUCUAUGAUGCCUCUCUGCAAACAGACCUUCAGCUGUCAUUUAAUAACAACAGUAUAGCCUGGGCCCACAACAAAGCACAGGUGCCAGUCUCUGUGUGUAGUCUGAGUUGUCCCCCAGGCACCAGGAAGGCUGUGCAGAAAGGAAGGCCAAUCUGCUGCUUUGACUGUAUACCAUGUGCAGAGGGAGAAAUCAGUAAUAUAACAGAUUCUGUAACUUGCAUUAAGUGCCCACCAGAACUGUGGUCAAAUAAAAGGAAAGACACCUGUGUCUUAAAGCUGGUUGAAUUCCUGUCAUUUGAGGAAAUAAUGGGGAUCAUUCUUGUAUCAUUUUCUUUGUUAGGAGUAAUUUUCACCAUUUGCAUUGCUGUAAUUUUUUUUAAACACAAGGACACACCAAUUGUUAGAGCAAAUAAUUCUGAACUGAGCUUCUUGCUGCUCUUCUCACUGACUCUUUGUUUCCUCUGUUCACUUACAUUCAUUGGUCAGCCCUCUGAAUGGUCCUGUAUGUUGCGCCACACAGCAUUUGGGAUCACCUUUGUUCUCUGCAUCUCCUGUGUCCUGGGGAAAACAGUAGUGGUGUUAAUGGCCUUCAGGGCAACACUUCCAGGAAGUAAUGUCAUGAAAUGGUUUGGGCCUCCACAGCAGAGACUCAGUGUACUUGCCUUCACACUUGUACAGGUCAUUAUUUGUGUACUAUGGUUAACAAUAUCCCCUCCUUUUCCUUACAAAAAUAUGAAAUACUACAAGGAAAAGAUCAUAUUAGAAUGUCAUGUCGGCUCAGCAAUAGGUUUCUGGGCUGUGCUGGGUUAUAUAGGACUCCUGGCUCUUUUGUGUUUUAUUUUGGCUUUUCUGGCCCGGAAGCUGCCUGACAAUUUCAAUGAAGCCAAAUUUAUCACAUUCAGCAUCCUCAUAUUCUGUGCAGUUUGGAUCACCUUUAUUCCUGCUUACGUCAGCUCUCCUGGAAAAUUCACUGUCGCUGUAGAAAUAUUUGCUAUUUUGGCCUCAAGCUUUGGUUUACUAUUCUGCAUAUUUGUUCCAAAGUGUUAUAUAAUCAUAUUGAAACCAGAAAAAAACACUAAAAAGCAAAUGAUGGGGAAAGCACCUACUCAGUGA
This is a messenger RNA of Neoarius graeffei (lesser salmon catfish), 2358 nucleotides long. RefSeq names its product extracellular calcium-sensing receptor-like. Gene Ontology annotation, molecular function: G protein-coupled receptor activity. The coding region runs from base 28 to 2358 and encodes 776 amino acids. The transcript has 5 exons. The record is from RefSeq and is a predicted model, not a curated record. NCBI's taxonomy places the organism in Eukaryota, Metazoa, Chordata, Actinopteri, Siluriformes, Ariidae. Gene Ontology annotation, cellular component: membrane. Gene Ontology annotation, biological process: G protein-coupled receptor signaling pathway.